UACUUACGUCAUCGAUGACUAUUGGUCAGCGUCAAAACUAGUCAGAGAAGGAGAGGAUGAGCAGUGAUCACUCGCACACAGCCAGACAAGGUAAAUACAACAAACCGAAGUUAUCGGCACCUUCACAUCAGAAACCAAGAGACAUAUAAGUAACAGAGCGCUUCUGGGAACCAGCACAAUCAAGUACCUCACCAGAUUUGUCAACUCAUUUUGCAUUAACCAUGGUGGACAAAAUGGUCUCUUUUGGACACGCGCUGCUGCGCCGUCGUGCUCUGGACUGCUCUGGUGAGGAAACACGGUUUGCUCGGUGUCUGUCCACUCUAGAUCUGGUGGCGCUCGGGGUGGGCUCCACACUUGGAGCUGGAGUGUAUGUUCUGGCUGGGGAGGUUGCGAGAGAGAAGGCUGGUCCUGCUAUCGUCUUAUGCUUCCUUGUGGCUGCACUUUCCUCCAUGCUGGCUGGACUGUGCUAUGCAGAAUUCGGUGCACGAGUCCCUAAGACAGGGUCUGCUUACUUGUACAGCUAUGUAACAGUAGGAGAAAUCUGGGCCUUCAUCACUGGUUGGAACCUCAUCCUCUCUUAUGUUAUAGGUACAGCUAGUGUGGGGCGAGCUUGGAGCUCUACGUUCGAUAACUUAAUCGAGCAGAAGAUCUCUAACUUCUUCAGGGCAUCCAUGGCUAUGAAGGUUCCUGGGAAGGUUCUUGCAGAAUAUCCGGACCUAUUUGCCCUCAUUCUCAUCCUGCUACUGACUGGACUGCUUGCUUUUGGUGUAAGUGAGUCUGCUCUGGUGAACAAGAUCUUCACUGGGAUCAACCUGAUUGUGCUGGGCUUUGUCAUCAUUUCUGGCUUUGUCAAGGGCAACACAGCAAACUGGAACCUCACAUAUGAAGACUUUGUCAAUGAUACAAAUAUCACCGAACCAGAACGGGUAGAAAGCACAUUUGGAAGUGGAGGUUUCGCUCCGUUCGGCUUCAGUGGCAUCUUAUCUGGCGCAGCCACCUGUUUCUACGCCUUUGUUGGCUUUGAUUGCAUUGCUACAACAAGUGAAGAAGCCAAGAACCCGAUGCGUUCCAUCCCCGUGGGCAUUGUAGCCUCUCUGCUUAUUUGCUUCUUUGCUUACUUCGGUGUGUCAGCUGCUCUUACGCUCAUGAUGCCCUAUUACAAACUCAACACCCAGAGUCCCCUGCCCGAGGCCUUCAGUUACGUGGGCUGGGCACCGGCACGCUAUAUUGUAGCUGUGGGUUCACUCUGUGCCCUCUCGACAAGUUUGUUGGGCUCCAUGUUCCCCAUGCCUCGAGUGAUAUACGCUAUGGCAGAGGACGGGCUGCUCUUCCGUUUCCUUUCCAGGAUGAACAAGAGAACCAAAACUCCACUGCUGGCGACUGUUGUGUCUGGAAUCGUGGCAUCUCUCAUGGCAUUUCUGUUUGAUUUGGCUGCAUUGGUUGACCUCAUGUCUAUAGGGACAUUGCUUGCAUACUCUCUGGUCGCCGUGUGUGUCCUCAUUCUCAGAUAUCAGCCAGGCAACCUGAGCUCUUCCAGUCAGACAGAGAAACUGGUGGAACUGGUCGGUGGCGAGAAAGUGGCCGUAUGUGGAGACAGUGGAGAUGAAUAUGGCAUAGAUCUGGAUGACAAUCCCCGCAAAGAGAAAUUCUCUCUGAAACUCCUCCUGGUUCCUUCCAAGGACUCGCCAACAGAAAUGUCGGGAACUAUUGUCUAUGGCACAACUGCUGUUAUCUCUGUGCUGAUCACCAUACUGUGUGCGGUUUUGGCUCUGCGUCUGGAAGCCAUCGUGAAUCUCGAGAUUGUGUGGGUGACGACGUGUGUCAUUCUGGUCCUGCUGUGCAUCCUGUGUGUCAUUGUGAUCUGUAGGCAGCCUGAGAGCAAGGAAGCUCUCACCUUCAAGGUGCCUCUGUUACCUUGGCUGCCUCUAUUCAGUAUCUUUGUCAACAUCUAUCUCAUGAUGCAGCUGGACGCGGCCACCUGGUGCCGCUUCACUGUGUGGAUGGGCAUUGGUUUCGCAAUCUACUUCGGCUAUGGUAUCCGGAACAGCACCGAGGCCAUGAACAGCUCCCUCCGAAAAUACGAGCCACCCCUUCAGAACAAAAGCCCCAUAUAUCUAGGCGGUGAGGAGAGUGAAGUAGAGGGCAUUUCUCCCUGAUAGGAAGAGAGAACGACGGGCAUAUUGCCCUACAUAUUUUCGUUUUAAGUCUGCAGAUUUGAUGUGAAAAUCACGGCUCAUUUAUUGAAGAGACUGCCCCAAACAUCUCAAUUGGGAAAAAAAAAAAAGGAUUUCUCAUCCUCUCAAAAUGAUCAGGUUCCUCAACCUAAGAGUUUUCCAUUAGAGGUCAUCGUGCAGCUUUGGCCUUUCAGUACUGUAGAUGCUGGUUUAAAUGUCCCUGUGGCUGCUGCUGUAAUCACUAGUACUGUAAUGGCCAUAUUGUCUGGCGGACAAUGAACUGACUGUGUACAGGGUAUUUUGUUUUCGUCAUUGAGCUCCAAGCGCGUUGUUUGUGCAUUUGGAUUCUGAAUCCAAAAUGGUCUCCUUCUGCCUCCUGGUUUUUCAGCAUGAGGUUGUGAAUUACAACAGGGACCCCUAGUGUUCACCGUGCAGAAUGUGAAAAUGGCAAUACCGUGAGACAGUAUUGGUGGUUGUUGGUUACUGUCAGACAGAAUAAUUGAAGAAUUGAAACUGAAAAAAACUGAAAAGCUUUUAGACAUUUUGGCUUGGCUAAAAUCCCAUGUGUGUGAGAGAUGACUAAAAGAGUGCAUGGAUAGGAAAAAUGUUUCCAUUUCCUAAGAAUGACAGUGAGGUAUUAGCCCCGCUGCAUUUUGGGAUAAUGAUAUUGGGUAUAUUGUUGUGGUAUAAAAUGAUAGUUUUUUUUAAAGUGUGUGUGAGAGUUUUGAAUGGACCAUACAAGGUUGCACCAUAAAAUGUUUAGUUUUACAAAAUACUAAAUUAUUUUUGGGGAAAAACUGUUUUAUAUGAACAUGUAUAGUUUACCCAUCCAUCCAACUUCCUUAAACUUGAUGAUUUUACUUAAGCAAACUGUAUAACAGUUAUUGUAUUUCCAGACAAUGCUUAUGAAAAGUUCCUUGAUAACUGCUGUUUCUGCCAAAACUACUUGCACUGCCGUUCAAAAGUUUGGGGUCCGUAUGAUUAUUACUUUUUAAGAAGAAGAAGAAGAAAUGAAUACUUUUAUUCUGCAAAAAAAUUGUUUUCAACAUAAAUAAAAAUGUUUCUUGAGGAUCAAAUCAGCAUAUUAAAAUGAAUUCUGGAGGAUCAUGUGAUGCUGAAGACUGGAGUAAUGAUGCUGAAAAUUCAGCUUUGUGUCACAGGAGUAAAAUAUAUUCAAAUAGAAUUGAAUUCUUAUAAUAAUAUUUCACAAUUUACUGUAUUUUUGAUCAAAUAAAUGCGGCCUUUAUGAGCAUAAGAAACUUCUUUCAAAAACAUUUAAAAAUCUCCAAACUUUUGAAUGUUAGUGUAUCUACGGUUAUCCUUACCAACUAGUACAUUGAUAGAAACCGCCAUGACUUGAAAGAUUAUGAAAACUACUUAUAUUGUUUGAAGGACAUCCCAUAAUCUUUUAUUUUCAACAGUAUUAGCUGUAAUAUUUGAGCAGAAACUGUUACUGUGCUAACUUUGUUAGUAAUGUUAGUCUAACUCACAGGUCAAGGGUUAAACCUAAACUUGACUGAAGACCUAAAGAAACAGGCCUUUCAUAUCUGAAGGUGUAGAUAUAUACUUGAGAAAUAAGUGUCACUGUUUUUCACCAUAUUUUCUUGUCUUUUUUUUUUUUUUUGGUUUCCAUUGAAACUUGUUCUUGGCAGCUUGGCUGUUGAGCUCAUGUACCUUUUAUCUAUUUUUGUUCUUUAUUGUAGAGAAUUUGUAAUGUAGUGGAAUACUAGUUUACUGUUGCUCAAUCAAACUUGUCAAUCAUCUUGUGCACCUAUCAUACUUUUUUGAUAUUUUAUAGUAUGCAUAUUUUAUCCAUUCUGGAUGCUGAAAUUCAGCUCCUUUUUUUCAGCCGUUUUUGGUUGGUUGUGCAAAAAAAAAGUUUGUGUAACCUAAAUGUAUUCAGAUAAUCAGAGAGCAAUGGAGGUGUCUACAUGACAGAAUAAUAGAAUAGUUGUUUAAAACCACUAUUAUUUGUAAACGCAUUUUUGUCUUUAUUAUAUUAACAUUCUGACUUGAUUAGAAGCAUAUUUUUGUAUAGCUUUACUAUUAUAUUUGUGUUUCGCAAUCAACUGAAAAUGGUUUUGUUUACAUGUACUGUACCAGACAUGUAAAGUUUAGCAUGUAAACGUGUCCGAUGACGCAUUGUUGUCUGAUCCCAGGCAUUACAGUUUUGAUUCAAUUUGGAGACAUACGUUUCCUGUAGAUCAGUGCCUGAAGUUUCAAAUGUACCUCAAAGAUGGUUGGUAGAUAUCAACAUAUACCAAGUCAUUUGCCUUUGAGAUCCACCUGUUACAUGUGUUUGUUUAUCAGUAUAUGAAUAUAUAUAUUUUAUUUGUCCUUGUUUUUUUUUAAACUGUAAAUAUUCACGCCAUGUACAAAGAAAAUGAGCUGUAUUAUAAAGAUUCUGUUGUAUGUUUUUCUUUUUUUUAAAAAAUAAAAUGUUUCACAAAACAA
Molecule: messenger RNA, 4628 nt
Organism: Ctenopharyngodon idella (grass carp)
Lineage: Eukaryota; Metazoa; Chordata; Actinopteri; Cypriniformes; Xenocyprididae
Gene: slc7a3a
Product: solute carrier family 7 member 3a
Exons: 12
Coding region: 222-2156 (644 amino acids)
Biological process (GO): transmembrane transport; amino acid transport
Cellular component (GO): plasma membrane
Molecular function (GO): amino acid transmembrane transporter activity
Source: RefSeq, a predicted model, not a curated record